This is a messenger RNA of Andrographis paniculata, 1399 nucleotides long. RefSeq names its product THO complex subunit 4A-like. The record is from RefSeq and is a predicted model, not a curated record. Gene Ontology annotation, biological process: mRNA export from nucleus. Gene Ontology annotation, cellular component: nucleus. Gene Ontology annotation, molecular function: mRNA binding. NCBI's taxonomy places the organism in Eukaryota, Viridiplantae, Streptophyta, Magnoliopsida, Lamiales, Acanthaceae. The transcript has 5 exons. The coding region runs from base 144 to 851 and encodes 235 amino acids.
CAAAAUCGCUUCUUCGGUUGGGUCAGCUUAUUGGGCGCAUUCCAAAUCCAACCUUUUCUUCUCUCUUCCCCAAAUAGAAUCCUUUCCCCCGAACCCUAAUCGUCCGCUCUUUCUUCAGAUCUCCGUAGCUUUCACAACUGAAGAUGUCAGGCGCUCCUCUAGAUAUGACGCUCGACGAUCUAAUCAAGAUCAACAAAAAGCCCGCCGGAAAUCGAGGCAGAGGAGGCCGACCCAACGGGCCCGGCCCGGCUCGACGACAGCCGAUCCGGUCUGCCAAUCGUCUCGCUCCCUACGCAGCCCCCAAGGCGCCUGAAUCGAAUUGGGGCCAUGACAUGUUCUCCGGAGGCGGGGCAGCUUCGAGUAUUGAGACUGGAACCAAGUUGUACAUAUCUAAUUUGGAUUAUGGUGUCUCGAAUGAGGAUAUUAAGGAACUGUUUGCAGAGGUUGGUGACAUGAAACGAUAUGGUAUACAUUAUGAUAGAAGUGGCCGAUCGAAGGGUACAGCUGAAAUUGUCUUCGCACGAAGACAAGAUGCAUUGAAUGCUGUCAAGAAGUAUAAUAAUGUUCAGCUUGAUGGGAAACCAAUGAAGAUUGAACUUGUUGGGACAAACAUUUCCACACCGGCCGUUGCCCUUCCACCCGUUGGUGCUUUUGUUGAUCCAUAUCUAGCUCCACCUAGGAGCACACAAGGGAGGGGUGGUUUCGGAAGACCGCGUGGGCGAGGGCGUGGAUUCGGAAGGGGGCGUGGACAGCAGCAGCAGCAGGGAAGAGGUCGUGGUGAGAAGCUAUCUGCAGAGGAUCUUGAUGCUGAUUUGGAGAAGUACCACGCAGAUGCAGUGCAGAGUAACUGAAAUACAUAUUAUUAAGGAAUGGCGUUCUGCAUUUGGCGUUAAAAGGUCAGUCUGGUAUCGUAUUUUGAUGGCAUUUGCUCUUUAAAAGAAGACAACGGGGAAGUGGAACAUGAACAUGAACACUUCACGUUAUUAUGUUGAUGACACUGUCUGUAUCUUUCAUUUAGAGUCGCGUGUAAUGACCCACCCCCAUCCCCAUCCCCAUCCCCCAUCCCCGGCCUACAUUUGUUUCCUAAUUAUACCGAGGAUUGAUUAUGGAUCCCUUUCCCUGAGCGAGAAUCAAAGACAGAUAGAUGUGAGGGGCAACUUGGAUUGCAGUCUUGUUUGUGAUAUGCAGCAGCUUGCAACUGACUUGAUCUGGUCCCAUCCAUCCAAUGCCUGCCUAUGAAAAGCUGUUGUCUGAAUCAGACAGAGGAGGUAAUGUUGGCGACAUGAUAUGGUAUGGUAUGCAUGCCCGGACUCGGACUCGGACUCGGUUAGUUUCUGAUGUUGUAAUCUUUGUGGAGGAAUGAAUGAAGGGAUCCACAGGGCAGAUCUCUGUUAUAGGA